AUGGUACGUCUAAGGGAAAUCCCAAGGACGGCCACUUUUGCCUGGUCGCCUGGCGCCGCAUCGCCAUUGAUCGCAACCGGAACCCGCGCUGGAGCUGUCGAUGCUGACUUCUCCAACAAAACAUGCCUCGAGCUGUGGGAUUUGGGCCUUGACCGUGAAGAUGCGAGCGAGGAGCUACAGCCGUUAGCUAAGCUUGAUACGGAUUCUGGUUUCAAUGACCUGGCCUGGACCACAUCCGAAGAUAACAAACGGGGUGUGAUUGCCGGCGGUCUGGAGAAUGGCUCAUUGGCGUUGUGGGACGCGGACAAGCUACUUGCCGGAGACAGUGAUGCAUUGAUCUCAAGAACCACAAAACACAGCGGUGCCAUCAAGGCACUUCAGUUCAACCCGAAACACCCGAAUCUUCUGGCAACCGGUGGUGCAAAGGGCGAGCUGUUCAUCUGGGAUCUGAACAACAUCGAGAACCCAUUCCGGCUGGGCAACAACGCCGCUCGCACCGACGAUAUCGACUGCUUGGAUUGGAACAAAAAGGUCCCCCACAUUCUGGUCACUGGUAGCAGUUCCGGCUUUGUGACGGUGUGGGAUGUCAAGACGAAAAAAGAGAGUCUGACCCUUAACAAUAAGGGCCGGAAGGCUGUCAGCGCAGUCGCAUGGGACCCCGCGAGGCCGACAAAGCUUAUCACAUCGUCACCCCUCGAGUCAGACCCAGUGCUCUAUGUCUGGGACCUGCGCAACUCCCACGCCCCGGAGCGCACACUCACAGGUCACGAGUCCGGUGUGCUCUCACUGUCUUGGUGUGACCAUGACCCGGACCUUCUCCUCUCGGCGGGCAAAGAUAACCGUAAUAUCUGUUGGAACCCGCAAACUGGCCAAGCCUACGGAGAGUUCCCCGUUGUCACGAAUUGGACUUUCCAGACCCGCUGGAACCCCCACAACCCCAACUUCUUUGCCACCGCAUCGUUUGAUGGAAAGAUCUGUGUACAGACUCUGCAGAACACGAAGACCGAUAACGCUCAGGCUAUCGCCGAUCAAAACCAGGCCCUGGACGGCGAGGACUUCUUCGCCAAGGCCCAGACCCAACCUCAGGUCUCCAAGUUCUCGCUGCCGAAAGCGCCUCGCUGGCUUGAGCGGCCUUGCGGUGCUACCUUCGGAUUCGGUGGCCGGGUCGUUUCCUUCGGCCUGACCGAGAAGGGCGCUCGUACAUCCACCAUCAAGAUCACGCCCUUCGAGGUGGAUGAGAGCAUCGGAAAUGCCACAGAAAGCUUUGAGACUGCAUUGAAGGAGGGCGAUAUUCGUAGCCUUUGUGAGUCGAGGGCUUCAGGUGCCUCCAACGAAGCAGAGAAGGCGGACUGGAAGGUGAUGCAGGCUUUGCUCUCCGAGAACCCACGCAAGGGCUUGGUGGAGUAUCUAGGCUUCCAGGACCAGGCCGACGAGGCUGCCGAUAGUCUCGCGCAGCUCGGUUUGGGCAAGAAGGAAGGCGAGGACACCGAUGGUGCUGCCGCCAAACCUGCCGAGGUCAAGAAGCACAAGCGUCUGCAAUCUAUGUUUGAUCCCAACCCCGAAGGUGACAGUUUCCUUUCUGAACUGGCUGCUUCUAAGGGUGCUCAGACCAACAACCCAUUCCAAAUCUUCAAUGGCUCAGAGAGCCAGGCAGAGCAGAAGAUCACUCGGGCUCUGCUGCUUGGAGAAUUUGAGAAAGCUCUGGAUGUCGCUCUCAGCGAGGAUAAGAUGUCCGAUGCUUUCAUGAUUGCUAUCUGUGGCGGUCCGAAAUGCGUUGAGAAGGCGCAGGAAUAUUAUUUCUCUAAGCAAGCCGGUGGACCAAACUACAUGCGCUUGCUCGCAUCUAUUGUGGGCAAGAACCUAUGGGAUGUAGUCCACAACGCUGACCUAUCCAACUGGAAGGAAGUGAUGGCUGCUUUGUGCACCUUUGCGGAUGAGAAGGAAUUCCCCGACCUGUGCGACGCUCUCGGCGACCGCCUCGAGGAACUAGUCCAGAAUAGCGAUGAUAAGAGCGCCCGCAAGGAUGCCUCUUUCUGCUUCUUGGCAGGGUCCAAGCUUGAGAAGGUCGUCGCCAUCUGGGUUGAGGAGCUCCGCGAGAAUGAGCAGAAGGGAGUCGAAAGCGACGCCGAGAAUAAUACCUUCUCCAUUCACGUCCGUGCUCUGCAAGGCCUGAUCGAGAAGGUUACCAUCUUCCGCCAAGUCACCAAGUUCCAGGAUACCGAGCGGAACAAGGACUCUGAGUGGCGCCUGAGCGUCUUGUACGACAAGUACAUUGAGUAUGCCGACGUCGUCGCUACUCACGGCCGCCUGCAGAUCGCACAAAAGUACCUCGACCUUGUGCCUGAGAAGCACCCUGAAGCAGAGGUGGCCCGCAACCGCAUCAGACUCGCCACUAGACAAGCACCCCAGAAGGCUCAGCCUUCUGCCGGAACGAAGUCUGCAUUCAAGCCCCUCCCGCAACAGCCCAACCUGUACCAGCCACAGCAAACUUUCAGCCCUGCUGCUUCCGCGACACAAGCUGCUCCUAACGCUUACGCCCCUCCUGCGCCUGUUGCGCCCCAGCAGGCCAAUGCUUAUGGCGCUCCCAUGACUAGCCCGCCAGCGCAGCCUGCCAACCCCUACGCCGCCAUCUCGGCCGGGGGAGGCUAUGCACCUGCUACCGGCUAUCAGCCAACUCAGGGAAUGAGGCCUACUGGAUAUGGCCCACCCUCUGCAUUCGGUGGACAGCAGCCUACAGGUGCUGGUGUCCCUCCUCCCCCUCGUGCCUCUUCUAACCAGUCGCCGGCGAACAAUAUCACGACAUACACUACGGCCACCGGUCUUCCUGCAUGGAAUGAUCUACCAGAGGGCUUUGCUAAGGCGCCUACGCCACGCCGUGGAACUCCUGCCGCUGCCGCCGCGCCCAUCGCCUCUCCUUUCCCUAACCAGUCACCGACUCUGCCGCAUGGGCCUCCCCCAGUUGGCGCACCGCGCGCACCAUCUGUGCCUCCCCCACCAAAGGCGGGCUCCAUGCCUCCACCGCGCAUGAUGUCGCCGCUAUCUGGUGGACAGCCUGUCUCCAAUAUUCCCGGACCUUCCCCGCCGCCACCUGCCAACCCAUACGCAUCUCUCCCCCAGUCUCCGCCGUUGGCUCAGGGCUCAACCAUGGCCCCUCCGGCCUCCAUUCCUCGGGGAGCAUCGCCCUACAACGCUCCCCCUAACGCCCCACCGCCAACUAACCGGUACGCACCCAGCCCGGCUGCCCAGGCUGCAAGCCCGCAGCUGCAGACCCGCGGCCCGGUGGCUCCACCUCCUCCUGCCAGUGCUUCGCCCUACGCCCCGCAAGCAGCAUCACAACCGCCGGCGGCCAACCCAUAUGGGCCCACCACGCCUAUCACCACGCAGCCUCCGCCUAUGGCCCAGGCAGUCCCACCACCGCCUCAGGGAUCUCGACCUGGAACAGCUCAGUCGCAGAGAUCCGCUCCCGCGGCUCCCAAGUACCCUCCUGGCGACCGUUCCCACAUCCCCGCCAACGCACAGCCUAUCUUCGAGAUCCUCUCGGCAGACAUGCAGCGCGUCAAGUCCCGGGCUCCCGCAGCAUUCAAGGCACAGGUUGAAGACGCCGAGCGCCGCUUGAACAUCCUCUUUGACCACCUCAACAACGAGGACCUGCUCAAGCCCAACACCGUUGAGGAUAUGGUCAACCUGGCCCGCGCAAUCCAACAGCGUGAUUUCAAUGCCGCCCUUGGCAUUCACAUUGAUAUCAUGACUAACCGCACUGAUGAGUGUGGCAACUGGAUGGUCGGCGUUAAGCGUCUUAUUAGCAUGAGCCGCGCUACACCGUAA
Molecule: messenger RNA, 3825 nt
Organism: Penicillium bovifimosum
Lineage: Eukaryota; Fungi; Ascomycota; Eurotiomycetes; Eurotiales; Aspergillaceae
Gene: sec31
Product: putative protein transport protein (SEC31)
Exons: 8
Coding region: 1-3825 (1274 amino acids)
Biological process (GO): endoplasmic reticulum to Golgi vesicle-mediated transport; endoplasmic reticulum organization; COPII-coated vesicle cargo loading
Cellular component (GO): endoplasmic reticulum exit site; COPII vesicle coat
Molecular function (GO): structural molecule activity; protein binding
Source: RefSeq, a predicted model, not a curated record